GUCUUUUGUCAUUCUUUAUUUUUGACACAACCAAAUGUUUUGGGAUGGCAGAACGGUCGCGGACAGACCAGUACGGCUUUGAGUGGCCGGAGGACUUUGAUUUCUCUGCAUACGAUGCUUAUGAGUCCAGUUAUAUCCAAGUUCUCGCCAGGAGGAGCAGGAAAUGGAAAAGUUUACUAGGACACAAGGAAAAAGUGAAGAAGAACAGAACUGUUAAGAGAUAUGUACGUAAAGGCAUUCCCAAAGAGUUCAGGCCACUUGCCUGGAUGACCCUCAGUGGAGCCCAGAUGAGGAUGGACUCCCAACCACAGCUCUACCAACACCUCCUGACUCAACAGCCACAGCCAGAAGUCAAGGAGUCCAUUGACCAAGAUCUCCAUAGAACAUUCCCUGAAAAUAUCUAUUUCUGUGAUACCUUGGACCCGACAGGUCUACGCCAGCCACUGUGCAAUGUCCUCACAGCAUUUGCUCUGAAGAAUCCCAAGAUUGGCUAUUGUCAGGGAUUUAACUUCAUCGUAGGGGUGAUGCUGCUAAUCUUGCGAGAUGAACAGAAAACGUUUUGGUUAUUGGACACCUUGAUCACACAGAUAUUGCCAGAUCUCUACAGCCCAGGUAUGGCAGGCCUGAAGGCAGAAAUUGCAGUGUUAGCAGAGCUUAUAAGGCAGAAGGAAGCAGGGAUCUAUGAUAAUGUGGAGAGAGAGGGUGUACCAUGGGCCGUCGUCUUCACCAGAUGGUUUAUCUGCCUGUUUAUUGAUGUUCUACCUAUAGAGACAGUUCUCAGGAUCUGGGACUGCUUGUUUUAUGAGGGAGUCAAGGUUCUUCACAGAGUGGGCAUCACCCUGGUCCUCAGGAACAAGGAGCAGAUUCUCCACUCCAAGGGAUUUGAUGGAAUCACCAAGGACUUCAAGGCAACAACCACAGACAUAAGGAACUUGGAGUGUCAUCAGCUGAUGCAGGACAUCUUUACAAUUCCUGGAUCAUUCCCAAGAGCCAAAAUCCAGGAAUUGAGAGAGAAGUUUCUGAGGCUGAGACAAAACAGAGGAAUGGGACUCCUUCAGGAAGAUAAUUUUUUGUGUCCUAUAACACAGAGGAAUGGGACUCCUUCAGGAGGAUAAUUUGAUGUGUCCUAUAACACAGAGGAAUGGGACUCCUUCAGGAAGAUAAUUUGAUGUGUCCUAUAACACAGAGGAAUGGGACUCCUUCAGGAAGAUAAUUUUUUGUGUCCUAUAACACAGAGGAGUGGGACUCCAUCAGGAGGAUAAUUUGAUGUGUCCUGUAACACUGGCAGACAGCCAUGAGACAUACUCCCACCAUUGAAAUGGUACAGGAGUUCAAUAAGUGAUUUUCAUUGGUAGAAUAUGUUCAUGUACAGUAUGGUUAUUUUUCUGCACAAAAACAUAAUUUGAAGAAAAAAAAUGUAGAAAUCAUUGCAUAUUUAAUUGAUUUAUAAUAUCCUGUAUUGGUAUUGAUGAAUAUUUUGGCAAUAUCUAAACAGUGAAAUUUAACAGUGUGCAUUAUUGUAAAUGAUUAUUUUGCAGUGAGAAGUUAGGUUACUAUGUAUUGAUUUAAUACUGACAAAUUAUCUAAUAUUCUACAUGAAAUGAUGCCAGAGGCAUUGAUGUAGACUGUAGAAAGAGGUUAUAAAAUGUGCUAUAUAGUAACUAUAAAAGGUUUAACAUGUAGCCUUCAAGGUGUACUGAGUCAGAGGUAUAUAUUUCAAUGUUGAAAUGGCAUGUGAUAUGUAGUUUUCUUUCUCGGCUGCUAGUAUUGUCAGUCAUGGAUGCAAUGUGUGCCAUAGUUACAGUAUUAUCUAGUCAUAGUAAGGUGUACUUACCUGGCAGUGGGCUCAAAUAAAAAUUCUGAGAGACUGGCCACCAAGUAUUUGGAUGAAAACUCAGAUUGAUGAACAUCUUAGGCAGACAGAAAGCUGGUACCAAAUAGUUUCACCAGUGAAAUGGUCUUAAUCUCGAUUUUAGAUCACAGUUGUUCUUACAUGGUCUUAAUCAUUAUGGCAAUGGUCUUACCAUAGACUGGCUCUGCUUGUAAGAUAAAAAUUAUCUGAACCUGGAUGAGUUAGGCUAUUAUUAGACUAACUUCUGAUUAAGUAGUCAGGCAAUUACCUUCUCUCACAGUGGGUAAAUGUGUGAGGAGAGACCACUGCAUAACAACUAAACUGGAAGUCAGUAAAAUAGUCAUACUCAUUGAUUAAGAUCAUUUGCGAUCUGAAAUUGCAGAUGAAGACCAUUUCAGGCCCAUUAGUGUUUGUUGUAUGACAACCUAGUCAUGUUUCCGUUUUCUGUGUAGGUGUAAUUACAGGCUUUCUUGCUGAAAUCCACGUUUGUUUGAAUUUUUGGGACUAUCAUAGUGUGUAGCACAUUUUGAAUGUCAGUUUUUCAUGACAUCCAAUCCAAUUUGUCCAUAUACUUUUGUCUGAUGCUUUGUAUAUUUGUGAAGCAUCUAUGAGAACUUUCUUAUUAGAAAUGAUCACAUUAAUUAAGCAGUUAAUUGUGACUGGUGCUCAGUGUUGCUGUGAUCAUAAAAAUUAUAAUAAUAGUAAAUUAUAACAGACCAAGUAUCAUAAUAGCUAAGGUCAUCAUUUCUGGUGCUCUUUGCUUGUCAAUGAUUUUGACUUAGAGUUAUGUAAUAGAUAUGUUAUUUGUAAUAUAUAUGUUAUUUGUAAUAUAUAUAUGUUUAGCUGUAGCAUAAUGGGAGUUUUUAAAAAUUAUUUAAAUUAAAUAAUCUCAUACCAUUAUGAUCAAAUCAGGGAACAAAUAUAUGACAAUCCAUAACUAUAUCUGUUAGUAUAUACUAAGCUACCUUAAUGGCUUUGGGUUCAUGAUAUAAGUUGGUCUUAAUCUGUUCAGAUAAUUAUAUACUAAGCUACCUUAAUGUCAUGGGAAGGCUCAUAUCCUCAUGGCUUUGGGUUCAUGAUGCAAGUUGGUCUUAAUCUGUUCAGAUAAUUAUAUACUAAGCUACCUUAAUGUCAUGGGAAGGCUCAUAUCCUCAUGGCUUUGGGUUCAUGAUACAAGUUGGUCUUAAUCUGUUCAGAUAAUUAUAUACUAAGCUACCUUAAUGUCAUGGGAAGGCUCAUAUCCUCAUGGCUUUGGGUUCAUGAUACAAGUUGGUCUUAAUCUGUUCAGAUAAUUAUAUACUAAGCUACCUUAAUGUCAUGGGAAGGCUCAUAUCCUCAUGGCUUUGGGUUCAUGAUACAAGUUGGUCUUAAUCUGUUCAGAUAAUUAGGUGAACAAAUGGUGAUCAGGGUGAUAGACUUGAGAUUAACUUUAGUUUUGUCAGCAGCUGAAUUAUAGUCCAACAAACAUAUCUGCAAGAUGAUGGCAUCAUUUUUGACACAACUUUGAUACCUCUGCUUAAUUCCCCCACUAGGUCACAGUGGGACAUCGCAGAUUGAAGCACAGCAUAUGGAGUCUAGUAAUGUGUUGUUAUCUUCAUAAGGCCAAUUUUUAGUCUCAGUCAAAAGGUUUUUUUUUCAAUCUGUUAUGAUUAGUCAAAAUUGAGAAUUAUGUCCAACUCUGAUAUAUACUGGAACUUAUUUUAACAACUGAUUGUUGUGGUUUUAACCCGAGACUUUUCACUAGGUAAUGACCUGGAUGGAGUGAUUUAUUGUCAUACAGUCAGUUGUCACUGGAAGUUCCAAUAUCAGAGUUUUACCAAAUUCUCCUUGUAAUUCUACUGGAUAACUAAAUCAUUCACUCCUUAGUUAAAAUCCAUUGUCCAUUUUUGGGGAGUCUCUGAGUUCUGGAGCCUUAGGCUUUUACUCCUAAUGUAAGGAACAGAUCAUUGAAGGUGAUAACUUGGAGAUGGUGCUAAUUGUGCAGUAUUAAUAAUCUCGUCUGAAUAUUCAUAAAUUAGUUUAUAUUGACCAUGUGCAAUUUAGAAAUAAAGAUAUCCCUUUUGAUACAGUA
Lingula anatina is the source of this 3923-nucleotide messenger RNA. Its product is annotated as growth hormone-regulated TBC protein 1-A. Lineage: Eukaryota; Metazoa; Brachiopoda; Lingulata; Lingulida; Lingulidae. Gene Ontology annotation, molecular function: GTPase activator activity; small GTPase binding. The record is from RefSeq and is a predicted model, not a curated record. Gene Ontology annotation, biological process: regulation of GTPase activity.